Molecule: messenger RNA, 339 nt
Organism: Hydatigera taeniaeformis
Lineage: Eukaryota; Metazoa; Platyhelminthes; Cestoda; Cyclophyllidea; Taeniidae
Source: the annotation of a GenBank genome assembly
GGCGAGAGCGAAAGAAAACAAUGUGAAUUGAAGGAGGUGGAGGCAGAAAAGGAGCACUAUGGCGCCAAGCGUGAGGUGGUGAAAGAUAGACACUUGAUUGCGUGCCAAGUGGUCAUUGAGGAAAUCGAGUAUUUCACUGGCGCCGGACAAAGUGGACUGCCUCGUCGCCAUGAUACCCGAAGUUGGGGUGAGAGGCGGGAACUUAUCGUCACAACAUUACAUAGUCAGUGCUUGUCAGUCCCCUUCUCCCACCCCCCUCUCCUCCCAACUCAGACUGACUACGGAUCGAUUGUAUGCGCCGCCUUGGCAAGAAUGGUAGAGUUGGCCUUGAGGGAUUGA